AGACGCUCCAACCUAUGAAGAUACCUGGAAUUGAAGAAGCGAGGAACGAGGCCUUCAGGCUGGAGGUCUUCGCGCUCUAUCGGAUGUGACAGAACCAAGAGCUACGACAAAUCAUGCAAGGGGGCUGCCGCGAUUUGAGAUCACAGUGCGCGGGGCUUGUACUUUCUUGGGCAUGCUCUCAGCCCUGCAAACUCGGGCCACAACGCCAAGAUUGGCACGGGCCGUCUAUUUAUCCGGUAAUGCCCUGUGUAGGGGCGGCGGGGUGGUACGGCACGUCUCGCGCGGCCAAUACCCAUGGUUUGUGGUGCUGUGAAGGGGUUUCACUGGAAAAAUCAGGGCAUGGUGCUGCGAGCCUGGUGCCGCGUCAACCAACGCCUGCAUCACAACGGCGAUCACCCCCACUGCGCUCGGGCCUGUGCCUUCGAAGUUGCGCGGGGGUAGGGAAGCGCUCCUCUGUUAGCACAUCUACGAAUGCAGCCUCGGUAAGAACGACCGCGAGUGUGCGCCGCCCGCGUACUCCGUGCACAAGGUCCCUUCAAUUAGAAACGGAUGAUCGUGUCGCUGACGUUCCCGAUACGUCCAAGUUGGGGCGGAAUCACGAGCAUUGCUUCAACUCAUUCGUUAUCGCACACAUAAAGCUAGCUACAGCUAUCUCGUUGUCCUAUGGCUAACAUCAAGGGGGGCUUUCUAGCGACCUACAUAUAGCGAGUUCCGGUACGAUAGUACGGAU
Molecule: messenger RNA, 730 nt
Organism: Microdochium trichocladiopsis
Lineage: Eukaryota; Fungi; Ascomycota; Sordariomycetes; Xylariales; Microdochiaceae
Exons: 1
Coding region: 114-671 (185 amino acids)
Source: RefSeq, a predicted model, not a curated record